UUCCGUUCGUGCGUUUUGUCCGUGGUUCGGGUCUGCAGGGAAGGCAAAAGUCGGUCGGAACACGAAGUUGAUUUUAGUGUUUUGCGCAGCAAUUUCGAGGUCGUCAGAUUUUAAACAACGCUUAGGAAAAAUGGCUGAAAGCAAGGGCGCGUUGAUCGCGAAAACAGUGCAAAAACAUGCGGGCAGAGCGAAGGAGAAGUUUCUCCAGAAUCUGGGAAAGGUGGACAAAACAGCGGACGACAUAUUCGACGAGCAUCUGCAAAACUUCAUGAGACAGCAGAAUGCCGCCAACAGGCUGCAAAAGGAGUUCAACAAUUACAUCAGGUGUGUUCGAGCGGUGCAAGCGGCCUCGAAGACCCUGAUGGACUCUUUGAAUGAGAUCUAUGAAAGUCAGUGGACUGGCCAUGAUCUACUGUACGUGCAAGCUCAAAAUCUAGAUAUGUUGUGGCAAGACUUCACUCAUAAACUUGCGGAUCAAGUUCUCGUGCCUCUCAACACAUAUCAAAGCCAAUUUCCAGAGAUGAGGAAAAAAAUCGACAAGCGUGGGCGGAAGCUCGUGGAUUACGACAGUCAGAGGCACAACUUCCAAUCGUUGCAGUGUAAUCCGAGGAAACGGGACGAGCUUAAAGUUUCUCGGGGAAAAGAAUUACUGGAGGAGGCUAAGCGUACAUACGAACAACUUAACUCGGAACUCCAUGACGAACUACCGGCCCUGUACGAUUCGCGUGUUCUAUUCCUCGUCACUAAUUUGCAAACUUUGUUCGCCGCUGAACAAGUGUUCCACACCGAAAGCGCAAAGGUAUAUUCUGAGUUAGAGGCAAUCGUAGAUAAAUUGGCCAAUGAAAGUCAAAGAGGAUCGUAUACACUGAAGAAAAACACGGCACCACAAUCUCCAAAAUCGCCAAAUGCCAACUCAUCAUCUAUAAUAAUGAACACGCAGCCAGCCCAGAAUAAUAUAUCGCCAGCUGUGGAGGAUUCUGCUCCGGCAGCGAGAGACACGUCGCCGACUACUCAAUUAAACGGCAAUGCUAACAGCAAUGCUAACAGCAAUGCUAACAGCAAUGAUAAUUCCCUCAAUAAUCAGGAUGAGUCUCCGCAAAGCACAGUCGCGGCCUCUAAACGAGUGGAAGAGUUGUACGAUAUUCCAGUUGGGGCAACGACUGUCAACUUGCCACCUGGGGUUUUAUAUAGAGUCAAGGCUACUUACAAAUAUAGAUGCGAAGAUGCGGACGAAUUAUCAUUCGACGUCGGUGAUAUUAUUCGCGUAGUGGAGUAUGACGAUCCGGAAGAGCAGGUUGUAACAAUAAUCAUUAUAAUUGUAAUAACAUUGUUGCUUCAGGAACAGGGUUGGUUAAUGGGUAUUAAGGAGGGUACUGAUGAAAAGGGUAUGUUCCCUGCGAAUUUCACAAAGCCGCUGUGAGAGCUUUGCCGGAAUCAGCUAUUACACUCCAAUGCUCACUGAAACGGCGUAUUCUGCUUUAAGAAUAGUUUCAAUAUUAAAAGUGAGAGUCACAACGGUCAUUCGAGGUAUUAUAUAUAGAAAAGAAAUAAGUAAUGAAUACACAAUGAGGGGCUAUGGGAAGGGAAAAGGGGGUGUGAUAAGAUAGUUACGCUGGAGGGUACUGUGGAAAAAAAAAGUAAUCACCCCAAAGUGCCUUAACCCAGCCACUGUCUGUGCCAACAUUCAUUGUCUGUAAUAUGGGAUCUCUCAUAUCCAAUGUACGAAUACACAUCAUUAAUAAUCGAACGAAAUAUUUAAGUAAUUAAAUAAUAUAUUGUAAUACAUCAUGCAAUACUAUAAUAUAAAAAAAUCUAUAUAUUAAAUUAAUAUUAUUUUAUGAAAUUGUACAUAGAAAUAUACAUUUUAAGAAUAUUUUAUGGAAUAACAUCGUGGCCACUGAAAUUAUCAUUAAGAACUAAUGUAACGAUUAAGACGCAAUACCCUAUUUUUUUUUUUUUUUUUUUUUUGACAAGAGAUUAUUCGAAUCUUGGAAAUCCAAUUACAGAUCUGCAUUCAUAUAUUAGGAUUUUAUGAUCUUUACUUAUAGGACAAGGAAAAUUACGAUUAGAAUCCCGAUAAGGAUAUUAAUAUAGACGAUAUGCCAAAUUUUAAACGCAGUUUAUUAUAUAAUUAAACUUCAAUACAUCCGUAUAUCGAACCUAAACAUGUAUAAAUAAUAAAAAAUGUUAACCUAAGAAUUUUCUAUAUAAUUCUAUUAACAGGAGUAUUAUCGUCAACGAUAUAUAUAUACGAAAGUUUGUUCUCAGAAUUUAUUUACGUUUUUUUUUUUUUUCUUUUCUAAAUAAAAAUGUAAACAAGUAUUUUUCUGAUACGCGUACAUAGGAGAUCAAAUGAUGAUCGAUUAGGGUACCUUUACUGCCGUUAUAAUCCUGUUCUUUAGCAGAGUAAAAUUAGUGUCAUCCAACGAAGAAAAUUUUUAGCGUUAAUAAAUACUCGUUAGAUAGAUUUCUUGGAGAAUAUCUUACACCAAAUCUUGUAUAACAAAUAGUGCUACCGUAACGUACGAUUACAAAUGUAGUACAAGUCUACCAAUUUUCAGCUUCCACUAAAUCGUGUGUCCUUUUAUUUUAUUAUAUCGAUCAGCGACAUACAGAAUGUAGGAAAGUUGGAUUGUUUAUUUUAUAUAAAUGAAAAGUUUUAUGGUUGAAAGAUUGAUCCAUUGUCACACUAAUAAUUAACCCCAUGUACGAAUUAAAACUGUAGGGAGAUAAACGUGCUCGUUUGCGAAGCAUUACAGACGCAUGAUGUGAAAACACACUACGUUGAGAUAUUUUACAAUUAUACGAUAUAAUUAUAUGAUAUUCAUAAUGAUAUCGAAUAUCAUACCUAUAUGAUAUUCAUAAUGAUAAUAAACGGACGUACAUUUAUGUUGUAUGAAGUGGACCAACAAAAAGCCAGGUGAAAAAUAAAAAAAAUAUUUAAAUAACAUUAGUAGAAGAAAAAAAAAGUGUCGAUACACUUUGUUAAGCGUAAAGAGAAUUUACAUACAUACGAUAUACGAGUUACGGUGCGAUAUUAAAUUCAGUUUGCAAGGAAUCGAGAAUUCGGUAAUAAUAUUAUUGUAACGCGAUGCAUCAUGCUUCACUUCGAUAUUGCGAGGUUUUUAUAUAAUCCGAACGAAUACACAUUCCAUUGAUAUUCAAAUAAAUAUUUAGUCCGAAAAAAAGAAAAGUUUUCGAUAAUCAAAAGAAGACUAAUUUGUAUCAAUGUUUUUUUCUAUUGAUCGUGUCGAGCCCCCUAAUUAUGUUACAUUAUAAUAAAAGCUACAGAGACGGAAAGUGAAGCAUGAAAGUUGCUUCUUUGUUCGAGAUCUAUACGAUCGUUCUGAUUCAUCCAUUCAGUAUGUUUGGAAGUACAGUUCCAGGAAUUUUUAUGUAACCGAUGUGCGAAUGUGCCAAUAUGAUGCAGUAUUCUAUGUACCGAUAAUGUGAUGUCUUUAACGACACUACUGUGUCACAAAUUAAAUGCAAUUGUUAGUAACUAUCUAGAACAACGGCAACUAUUUUAAUUACAGAGAAAUGAAAAUUUUAGUCUAUCGAAAGCAAAUAUGUAUCUCAAAUGAGCAGUAAUGCGAGUAACGGUAAUUACUGGAAAAAGUAGAUCUAUUAAUGGUAUCGAUACGAUAAAUUGUUCAAUUUCUUGGGGAAAUAAGCAAAUGCAUUUAACUUAUUUAAAGAAGAUAAGCAGUAAACGAAUACAUUGUCGUUUUCAGACUUUUAAAAGAAAACUUACAAAUUCCAAAUUUGAUUAUAAUGUUGUCUGCAAAUAAAUGUAUACGUUACAACGACACAAAUUGUAAUCAAAACGUCGAAUCGUAAAAAUGUCUCGAGUCUUCUAUUUUACUAUAAAAUGUUUUUACUUGUAUGUAUGGUUACUUGUAAGUAUUCUUUUAAAUUUGUUAUUUAGAAUGAAAUUCGUCACUUGUAGAAAUACGAAUUGAUCGCUGCUUGUCUUCUUUAUGUUGUAUUUAUUUAUUGAUAUAACAUACAAGCAACAACCAUCGACGUUAAUUAGAAUUUUCUAAUUCACCCAAGUAAUAAGUAGUGAGGUCUGAAUUUAGUGUAGCAGUGGAGCAAUCAAUUGUUAUAUCAUUUGUCAUUUUUAUGCCUUGUUGUUUUAUUUUACUGAAACGAUCAGUCAUAUCUUCAUAACCUUAAUAUAAACUGUAAUACCUAUAUACAUUUAUCGCUUUAAUUGUCCUUUUAAAUCGACGACGAUUAU
This is a messenger RNA of Colletes gigas, 4243 nucleotides long. RefSeq names its product amphiphysin (gene Amph). Gene Ontology annotation, cellular component: plasma membrane; cytoplasm. The transcript is spliced from 9 exons. Gene Ontology annotation, molecular function: protein binding; phospholipid binding. The record is from RefSeq and is a predicted model, not a curated record. NCBI's taxonomy places the organism in Eukaryota, Metazoa, Arthropoda, Insecta, Hymenoptera, Colletidae. Bases 131 to 1420 code for a protein of 429 amino acids.